Messenger RNA from Physcomitrium patens, 3623 nucleotides. RefSeq names its product nardilysin-like. Gene Ontology annotation, biological process: proteolysis. Gene Ontology annotation, molecular function: metal ion binding; metalloendopeptidase activity. NCBI's taxonomy places the organism in Eukaryota, Viridiplantae, Streptophyta, Bryopsida, Funariales, Funariaceae. The record is from RefSeq and is a predicted model, not a curated record. Gene Ontology annotation, cellular component: cytosol.
GAGAGGGCUUGACUUGAAAACUGGAAGGAGGCGGAAGUGCAACAUUCAAGGGCAGCAUUUCACAUCCAAGGAUGCCCCUGACAUCCUCUCUCCAACCCUUCGCUGUGUCACUUUCAUGCCAGUUAGUGCAUGCCAAGAGGUUAGGAGGUAAUUUAGGGUUUUCAUUGCAAGGCGCUGUUCAAGUCACAGGGCUGCACACGGAUUUUCCACCAGAAAGGAGGUUGAUCGCGUGCUGUUUAGUUGGCUCUGCAGUCAUGGGAAUGGAAAGCACGUCUGUGGAAGGGCCUACUGUGGUGAAGGCCGCAUCUGACCAGCGGCAGUACCAAGUGCUGAAGCUGCCGAACGGAUUGACGACAUUGCUGAUUCACGAUCCUGCUAUGUCAGGGCCGCAGCCUGAAGAUAGUCACGCUUGUGGUGGGGGUGCUUGUAGCCAUGACCACAGCGACGAUGACGAUGAAGACCAUGAGGAUUACGAGGAAGGUGAAGAAGAUGACGAUGAGGGAGAGGACGACGACGACGACGAUGAUGAUGAAGACAGUGAUGGCAUGGAGGUGGAUGGUGCCAGAGGCCGCAAACGGGAUCAUGGGCACGUGCUGAAGCCUUGCUGCAGCAACGGAGAUUGUGAGGAAGGAUGUGAUGAGGAGAGCGACGAGGUUGAUGAGGAGGAAACGGACGAGGAUGAGGACGACGACGGUGCUCAUGGUGGUGCCCAUGGUGGUGCAAUGCAGGCGCCUACUAAAAAGGCAGCUGCAGCCAUGUGUGUAGGCGUAGGAAGUUUUUCGGACCCCUCUGAUGCACAGGGUUUGGCUCAUUUUCUUGAGCAUAUGCUGUUCAUGGGGAGUGAAAAGUUUCCAGAUGAAAAUGAGUACGACAAUUUCUUAUCUAAGCAUGGCGGUGGUUCAAAUGCGUUUACGGAUACAGAAUUCACAUGUUAUCACUUCGAAGUCAGCCCUAAUCAUUUACAACCAGCUCUUGACCGGUUCUCCCAAUUUUUUAUCGCACCUCUGGCUAAGCCGGAGACUAUGGAUCGUGAAGUUCAGGCUAUAGAUUCAGAGUUUGAGCAGGUAUUGCAAAGCGAUGCUUGCCGUCUCUUGCAGCUGCAGUGCCACACUGCUAAACCAGGCCAUCCCUUCCGGUCAUUUUCAUGGGGAAAUAAGAAGAGCUUAAGCGAGCCAAUGGAAAGAGGCGUGGAUAUGAGGAGUAAACUUAUCCAGCUUUAUAAAGAUCAUUAUUUGGCCAGUCGUAUGAAACUGACUGUCCUUGGUGGAGAGCCGUUGGAAACACUGAAGGAAUGGGUCAUGGAGCAUUUUGGUAAGGUGAAAGACGGUGGCCAAACACCUCUGAGAUUUCCUUGGGACGGUCCUGUUUGGGAACCAGGAUCACUUUAUCGAGUUGAGUCCGUCAAGGAUCAGCACUUAAUUGCUUUGACUUGGCCCUUUCCUUGUCUUGAAGCGGCCUAUUUGAAAAAACCUCAGGACUAUAUUUCUCAUUUAAUUGGCCAUGAGGGCGCUGGAAGUUUGUUGUCUCUCUUGAAAGCGAAAGGUUGGGCAACAGGGCUCUCAGCUGGGGUUGGGGAGGGAGGCUAUGAUCACAGCUCAGCUGGCUAUAUGUUUUCUGUCAACAUUUGGCUUACCGAUUCUGGUCUUGAGCAUGCUUUGGAUGUUGUUGGAGUGCUCUAUCAGUAUGUGAAAAUGCUUCGAACAACUGGGCCGCAGAAAUGGGUAUUUGACGAGCUUCAAGCAAUGGGCAUGAUGGAGUUUCGCUUUGCUGAGGAAGAAUCUGCAGAUCAAUACGUUGUGCGCCUUGCAUCAAACAUGCACAUCUAUCGUGAGGAACAUACCAUUUACGGAGAUUAUGCAUUUGAGGAGUGGGAUCCGGAGCUUGUGGCUGAUCUCAUUGAUCGAGUCAAUCCAUAUAAUAUGCGCCUUGAUCUCGUGACUAAGAACUUUGACAAGAAUAGUCCUGGUAUCCAGUAUGAGCCCUGGUUUGAGGUGCCGUACACAGUUGAGAAACUUUCGGAUGAUAUUCUUCAACGGUGGGCAAAUCCUGAACAAGUUGAUCCUGCCCUAAGCAUGCCUGUAGUGAAUGCUUUCAUUCCACAUGAUUUCACCAUUAAAACAGGAAAAACUGAUGCCCCAAGUCCAGAUAUUCCGAAGCUGCUGUUGGAUGAGCUAGGUUUGAAGGUGUGGUACAAACUAGACCGAACCUUCAAUACUCCUCGUGCCAACACCUAUUUCUCAGUUACAUGCAAGGCUGCAAGCCAAAAUAUCCGGAGUAUUGUGUUGACAGAGAUUUAUGUCAAGUUGCUUGAGCACGAGUUGAAUGAGACUAUUUAUCUGGCAAAUGUAGCUAAGCUGGAGUCCUCCAUGACUUUUAGUGGCGACAAACUGGAUCUCAAACUCUUUGGUUUUAAUGAGAAGCUCCCAGUUCUUGCUAGCAAAAUCGCUGAGCUUCUUACCUCUCUGGUUCCCAGGCUAGAUCGCUUCCAGGUAAUCAAAGAGGAUUUGGAGCGUGGAUACAGAAAUACGAAUAUGAAACCCUUGAAACACUCUGCAUAUCUUAGGUUGCAAGCCUUGAAGGAACGAUUUUGGCCUGUUGAUGAGAAGCUAGCGUGUCUGUUAUCCUUAUCAGUAGCUGAUGUGUCGGCACAUAUCCCUCAUCUCUUCAGCGAGACUUAUAUCGAAGCACUCUGCCAUGGAAACCUGUAUGAGGAGGAAGCACUUGGUAUUACAAAUAUAUUUAAGCAAUCUUUAGUCAAAACUGCUCUGCCAGCUGAAUCAAGGCCGGUAGAGAGGAUAGUAAAACUGGACGCAGGCAGCGCAAUUCUACACACUGCCACUGUGAAAAACGAGGCUGAGGAAAACUCUGUUGUCGAGAUGUACUUUCAACUGGAGAAAGAUCUUGGAAAGGAGUCGUUAAGACUUAGGGGCAUUAUUGACCUGUUUGAGCAAAUGGUCCAUGAACCAUGCUUUAAUCAACUUAGAACAAAAGAACAGUUGGGAUAUCGUGUCGACUGCGGUGUCCGUGUCACGUACAAGGUCCUUGGCUUCUGCUUUCGAGUGCAAUCAGCCAAAUACAAUCCAGUGUUCGUGGAGCAGCGAAUCAAUGCAUUUAUUACCUCUCUAUCACAGAUUUUGAGCGAUGUUCACGAUGAUGAGUUCAGCAACUACAAGGAAGCAUUGAUUGAGGAAAAGCUUGAGAGAGACCACUCUUUAGUAGAUGAGACAGAUCGUCACUGGGAACAAAUUUGGGAUCAAAGGUAUUUGUUUGAGGCACGUAAGCUGGAGGCGGCAGAAAUAAUGACCAUUGAAAAGAAAGAAAUCUUAGACUUCUUCACGAAGUAUUUUUCUCCUUCUUCACUUGGACGUCGCAAGUUGAGCAUCCAUAUUUGGGGGGGUAAUGCCAAAUCUGAGAAGGGAGAUAAGCUAGCAAACUCUUUUAAAGAUGUUACAGUUGUAGACGAUUUGAGUUCAUUCAAAGCAAAGAUAGAAUUGUAUCCUUGAGCUUUUGGAGCUAAUCUCCAAAACCUAGGAUCGAAAUUUUAUUUGUUUGUGCAGUAAGAUUAAGUUCCACAUUUGAUGAUAAUUUUUAUGCACAUCAAUUCAGAGCAUUAUUUCUUGUUA